AUGUUUUUUGGCGCUCAUUAUAUGCCGUGUGAAGGUGAACCAUUAAAUCCUCAGGGAGACGAUCUAAUGGACGAUAUAAGCGAAAAAACGACCAAGGAAGCCGAUCUGGAUGGAUUGACGCCGGCCAUUCUAGAGGCUAGAUAUGACCGAAAGAAUAAAGUUGAUUCUUGGUAGGUAGCCUUUUUUCAGUUUGAUACAUUUGAACUUCAGUUUUAAAUCAUUAAAUUUGACAAAAACACUCGAUUCAACUCGCUGCUUCAAUUUGAUAUAGGUGUAAAUGUGGCAAGUGCUCGGAUCGAAACUUGGUUGAUGCACAUGAAUACCGAUGUUACCAUGAAAUUGUUGAAGCGCUUGGGAAACUAACAAUCGACGGGAGCAUCGCCGGAGAAAAUUUCAUGUUUGACAUUGCAAGACUACAAGGCCACGACGAACGAGGCUGUGUUGGCUCAAGUCGGCCCUUUAUUGAGAGACCAAAAGGGCAAAGCUAUAAAUGA
This is a messenger RNA of Paramuricea clavata, 494 nucleotides long. The record is from the annotation of a GenBank genome assembly. NCBI's taxonomy places the organism in Eukaryota, Metazoa, Cnidaria, Anthozoa, Malacalcyonacea, Plexauridae.